AGAGAAAAGUUCAGAAGCAGAGCAUUCUGUCCCUCCUGGAGAGGGUCAUGUUGGGAGGGACAGCUGAGUCUACAAGGUGUCUGAUGACCUGAAGCUGCCUCUGGUCCUUGCAGCAUGAGACUGUUACUAGUGAUCUGUCUCCUGGGAGCUGGAGGAGGGGAGAGCAUGGGGAGCUUCCUCUCAGCGGAGCUGUGGAGAAAAAAUGGCGCAGGGAUGUUCGGAAAGUCACUUCCUAGUACAGUCCCACCUGUGUUUACAGUAGAAAACAGAGAUGCAAUCCUGGACAUUAAUGGAAGACUUUUUCAAGAAAAUGAUCCAGAUAAGAGCAUUGUUAUGGAAGGAGACAUUCUUAAAUCUAAAGGCUUUAGUACGUACAGCCCUCGAACUUUACAGUGGCCGAAGCUCAAUGGUUUUGUGACCAUACCAUAUGUUCUAUCUGCUGACUAUGAACCAGAUCAUAGGAAGAUCAUACAGGACGCAUUUAAUGACUUGGAGAGUGCAACAUGUCUUCGUUUUGUGCCCCGCACCGAUCAGCGAGACUUCAUCUUGAUUGAGCCAGAUUUGGGCUGCUAUGCAGGUAUUGGUCGCACUGGAAAGAAGCAAUUGGUCUCUCUGUCCUUUGAGUGCCUGAAGAAGGGAAAAGGGGUGGUUCUACAUGAACUGAUGCAUGUGGCUGGAUUUUGGCAUGAACACUCUCGAGCAGACCGCGAUCUCUACAUCUAUAUAAACGGGAAAUCCAUAAUGAGUGGGUAUGAGCGGAACUUUUGCAAGUUUGAGACCACAAACAUGCUUGUGAAUUAUGCAUAUGACUCCAUCCUUCAUUACUCCAGCAGAGCAUUCAGCAAGGACGGAAGUGCAACAAUCUUACCCAUUGGUGGCCAUGCCAGCACCGAGAUUGGUCAAAGGGUAAAGCUCAGCAUCUCAGACAUUCUGAGGGUCAACAAAUACUAUUACUGCCCACAAUAUACACCCUCACCUGGUGACCAUGAAAUAUUGACACGUGACUCUCCUCCAGUUGCUUUUGAAUGUCCCCAAGCAACCACAAAUGAAGAGGUGAAACCCAACGAGGGGGUGUUUAGCAAAACUGCUCCGGCUAUCAACCGGACCUACACCAAUAUAUCUGAACUCUCCUCCACCAGUCUGCAAUCCACGGUCAGCCCAACUCGCAUGUUUUCCUACACUGAAAUAUCUAAGCGCCAAACUACAUUGAAUGGAAUCUCUCAAGAAGAAAUUAUGUUUAAUAGAGUUUCUGUUCCUGCCUUAACCUCCAAUACCACACAACCAAUUUCAGAGACAAUUUCAGAGACAAGUAGUCAUAACUUAAGCAGUGGGGAGCCCACACCCUGGUCUACUACAAGCAUGGCUGUGUCCACGGUAUUUGAACAUCAAUCAAGAGUUGGGGAUGUCUGGAAUGCAUCAGAUGAGGUAGUUACUGGCUUUGCUAUAACUGGAGAUUUGGAAGAAACUACACAAUUUAAUCAGUCUGAUAAAUUUGUAAUUGGCUGCUCCGGAAAUCUGAAAAAACACUCUACUACUGCCCGUAUGGGAUGUCAAGAAGAGAUUCCUUCUACAAAAACUAUGUUAGACUUCAUCCAAGAAACACCAAUGCCUGCAUCGGAAAAACAAGAAGAAACCACACUUAGCACCCAAAGUACUAACCAACUACCAAACAAGACUUUCGUAAACCUGGUUAGCACUGAUCCUGUUGCUUCUCCAGCUACUACACCUGAGCUUCAGUUGAGUACCAGAGAAAAGUGGGAUGUACCUAUGAAAAGCAGCACAUAUGCAGAUACUAACAAAGAAAAAAAGGAAAGCAUUGAAAUUAGAACAGCGCAAGGAACCUUUUUGACAACAAAGACGUCUACCAUCACUUCAGUGGUGCCAGCUAUUACUACACAUUUAUUGAGUACUGUGAUAUCGCAGACCUCUGUUAUAGUUUCAAAAGGGACUAAGCAAAAGCUUGAAAAAAAAGACUCUAACACUCAAACUUCUGCAAGCCCGCAAAGCACUCUAGCGCAGACUACCAGGGAAGACCUAUGGAAGCCUUCUGCACAUGUUGCAUAUAAUUAUACAGACGAUCCAGAUUAUGCCAACCUAAGCCGAGAGUUCCUAAAAGUAGUUAUUAAAAGAUCCUUGCCAGAGCCGUUACAUCCUUCAGAAUCAGGGGAAUCCUAUGGCUCUAGUACGAAACGAUAUCAAAGAUGGAUACAUGAAAAUCUACAAACCCAUUCACACACCAACGCAAGAAAGGCUGUAGUGGUCACAUUGGGAAAUAAGGUUAAGCGAAGCAGAAGUGCCUUACACAAUUUGUUUUCCCAAAUAACGGUCUCCGCAUCUCUUCCAACCUUACAUGAAGUUAUUCGGCAAAUGCCAUAUCUGGAAAGGAGUUCAAAAAUGAAGACUAAUUCUGAGUCUGUCUGUGGCUUUGAGCAUGGUUUGUGUGGGUGGAAACAAAGUAUCAAUGAUGAUUUUGACUGGAGUUUGUCUUGGGGAAGUUUAAAUCCUUAUACUGGCUAUUUUAAACCUGGAGGGUUCCAUCUGUCUCUAAAGAGCAGUCCUAAGGACGUAUCCACAGAACAGAAGGCUUUACUUCUGAGUCCUAUAAUUCAACCCUUCAGCUGUAUGUCAUUCUGGUAUGGUUCCCGACACAGUAUUAUGGGCACACUGAAUGUCUACAUCUUAUCUUCCACUGGGGAAAAGACUCUUUUGUGGUCAACUGGAGGGCAAGACGAUGUUGGGUGGACUAAAGCCCAGCUGAAAUUACCACCACAUCCUCACCCCCAUGACCUGCGGGUGGUUGUAGAAGGAAAGAGAAGUCCAUCAAGUGAAAGUAAUACUGUCAUUGAUAACCUGUUUGUUGGGAAGUGCAAAUGACACACAGUAGCUGUGUGUAUGUGCUCCCUUCCAUUUAUCAGUGGAAUAAACACUUAACAG
Messenger RNA from Pseudophryne corroboree (corroboree frog), 2934 nucleotides. RefSeq names its product astacin like metalloendopeptidase (gene ASTL). Lineage: Eukaryota; Metazoa; Chordata; Amphibia; Anura; Myobatrachidae. Gene Ontology annotation, cellular component: membrane. The transcript is spliced from 14 exons. The record is from RefSeq and is a predicted model, not a curated record. Gene Ontology annotation, biological process: proteolysis. The coding region runs from base 115 to 2874 and encodes 919 amino acids. Gene Ontology annotation, molecular function: zinc ion binding; metalloendopeptidase activity.